AUGGAGCACUGCAAGUGGAGUCGGAAGUCCUCCCGCGACUGCCGCAGAAUUCCACUGAGGUCCCGACGGCGGGGCUGCGUCCUGCUGCACGUGGCCGCUGGGGGGCAGUGUGGGCAGCCCCGCCCCGCCCACUUCCCGGGCCGCCGCGCCGGAACGGCCCGCCCCGGCUGGGGAAGCUGGUGCAGCCGCCUCCAGCUCAUUUACCUGCGCGCCUGCCCGCAGGCCGUUCGCCGCCCCGCCAUGUCUUGCUACAUCUACCAGCUGCCCUCUUGGGUGCUGGACGACCUGUGCCGAAACAUGGACACGCUCAGCGAGUGGGACUGGAUGCAGUUCGCCUCCUAUGUGAUCACAGACCUGACCCAGCUGCGGAAGAUCAAGUCCAUGGAGCGGGUGCAGGGUGUGAGCAUCACGCGGGAGCUGCUGUGGUGGUGGGGCAUGCGGCAGGCCACCGUCCAGCAGCUUGUGGACCUCCUGUGCCAUCUGGAGCUCUACCGCGCUGCCCAGAUCGUCCUGAACUCCUCCUAUGUGAUCACAGACCUGACCCAGCUGCGGAAGAUCAAGUCCAUGGAGCGGGUGCAGGGUGUGAGCAUCACGCGGGAGCUGCUGUGGUGGUGGGGCAUGCGGCAGGCCACCGUCCAGCAGCUUGUGGACCUCCUGUGCCAUCUGGAGCUCUACCGCGCUGCCCAGAUCGUCCUGAACUGUGAGUGA
This is a messenger RNA of Galeopterus variegatus (Sunda flying lemur), 708 nucleotides long. It is a transcript of the gene IRAK2, whose product is annotated as interleukin-1 receptor-associated kinase 2. Gene Ontology annotation, biological process: intracellular signal transduction; interleukin-1-mediated signaling pathway. Gene Ontology annotation, cellular component: nucleus; plasma membrane; cytoplasm. The coding region runs from base 1 to 708 and encodes 235 amino acids. The record is from RefSeq and is a predicted model, not a curated record. Lineage: Eukaryota; Metazoa; Chordata; Mammalia; Dermoptera; Cynocephalidae. Gene Ontology annotation, molecular function: protein kinase activity; protein binding. The transcript is spliced from 4 exons.